Molecule: messenger RNA, 1512 nt
Organism: Onthophagus taurus
Lineage: Eukaryota; Metazoa; Arthropoda; Insecta; Coleoptera; Scarabaeidae
Source: RefSeq, a predicted model, not a curated record
UUUAUUUUUAAAAUUUUAAAUGUUAAUACGUUCCUGCACAGUCAGAAUGAAGGCUCCUCCUCCUUUGCAGUAAUCCUAAGUUCACUUGUGCGAAUCUUUAUCGAGACUACAACUAAGCUAUGGACCCUAUAACAAAUCCUCCCAUACCUUAUUUAGGGCCAAUUGGAAAUGGGUUUUCUAGUGGUAAACUGAUAAGAGUACAAGGAAGUGCUGCACCCCAAGCUGAAAGGAUUGAUUUUAAUUUGGUUACAAAUGAAAAUAAAGAUGACAUUGGCCUACAUUUAUCUGUAAGGCUAUUAGAAGGAUAUGUAGCUAGAAAUUCUUAUGAAGGUGGUAUUUGGGGCGCGGAACAAGAUAAAGGAGACUUGCCCAUCCAACCUGGGGAAAAUUUCGAAAUUGUUAUAUUUGCUGAUAACUCCGAAUAUAAAAUUGCAAUUAAUGGAAGACAUUUUUGCGAAUUUCCUUACAGAAUCCCCAUAAAAAAUAUUUCUCAUCUAUCAAUUGAAGGACAGGUUUCUGUAUCUUUAAUUUCUUUUGAAGAAGUACCUCAACAUGCAAAAGUUCAAGCUUCAACCCAACAAGAUAUACCAAUGGCUCCUCAAAGUAAUAUUCCACCACAAGGUCCUGCAAAUUUUGGACCUCCAGGAUAUGAACCUCAAGGACCUCCUCUAGGACAAUAUGGGCCACCUCCAAAUCAAUAUGGUCCUCCACCAAAUCAAUAUGGUCCUCCUCCAAAUCAAUAUGGUCCUCCUCCAAAUCAAUUUGGCCCAGGACCUUAUGGAGCACCACCUCCUCCACCUGGACAUGAUCAAAAAGGUGAAUCAGGUUUAGAUUCUUUCUUGGGUUCAGCUCAAACUGUAAUUCAAGGAGCAAUAGCAAGUGGGAUGGCAGAAAAACUGUUAUCAUCAUUAACAAGUGGAGGAAACAAUCCUCAACAGCAAUCGCAACAACAACCCCAAAAUUACCAGCAGCAACCCCAACAACAACCUAAUAUCCCUUCAUCUCAUCAAAACCAAACCCAACAACCAACUCAAGCUGGCCCUGAUAUAAUGGGAAGUUUGGGUACAUUACUAAAUACUUUAACAACCCCCCCUCGAGCUCCUUUACAACAAAAUCAGCCAAACCAACAAUAUCAGCAACAACAACCACUGCAACAAUCUUCCCAAAACCAGCCUGAUGUGCUUGGCAGCUUAGGUUCCUUGCUUUCCACUUUGACUACAUCUCCUCAAACUCAACAGCAGCAGCAACAUCCAUCCCCACAACAACAAUAUCAACAACCUUAGCAACAACAACAACCAGAUACUUUAGGAGUUUUAGGUGGAUUGUUAUCUUCAUUUACUCAAGGACAAACUCAGGCGCAACCGCAACAACCAUUAAAUCCAAGUAAUAUUGGGGGACAAGGAUCUGUUGGAGGAUUGGGUAGUGUUGGAUCUUUGUUAACAUCAUUUGCUGGACAAGUUUUGCAACCACAACCAAGAAAGGAUGGGCAUUAAGUCAGGGUGAAGAGAUGAC